Messenger RNA from Boeremia exigua, 1958 nucleotides. Its product is annotated as Alpha/Beta hydrolase protein. The transcript is spliced from 4 exons. Gene Ontology annotation, cellular component: fungal-type vacuole. Gene Ontology annotation, biological process: proteolysis. NCBI's taxonomy places the organism in Eukaryota, Fungi, Ascomycota, Dothideomycetes, Pleosporales, Didymellaceae. The record is from RefSeq and is a predicted model, not a curated record. Gene Ontology annotation, molecular function: serine-type carboxypeptidase activity. Bases 146 to 1951 code for a protein of 601 amino acids.
CCGCAGCGCUCAACUUGCACCAUUCUAUGACUUUGGGACUUACGGGGAAGCUUAAAACAACGGCUAUUUCUCUACAUACGUCUCGAUACCAUACGACAUCUUUUCAGUGAUACUUACUCCAGACGAAUUUUCAGUAGCAACAACCAUGCUUAUGUACCACUCUCUCACGGCCCUCUGCAUCUUCACGGUUACUGCGCUAGGAGCUUUACCUCCCAUACCAAGAGACACCACUGUCAUACAGUCGACUAAGUUCCCUGGCGUAACAAUCUCAUUCAAAGAGACGAGCAUCUGUGAAACCACAGAAGGCAUCAAAGGCUACAGCGGCUUUGUGAAUCUUCCGAUCGACCCUUCGAAGAAUCGCAACUAUGAAAGUCAUAUUUACUUCUGGUUCUUCAAAGCUCGACAUGACGCAGAGAAUGCGCCACUCUCCAUCUGGCUUCAAGGUGGCCCAGGUGUGCCUUCCACUCAGGCUGCUGUUAGUGAGAACGGCCCUUGUGUCGUUCUUGAAGAUUCCAAGACUACGGAGAUAGACCCAUGGUCAUGGAACGAUAAAGUCAACAUGAUCUACAUUGAUCAGCCAGUUCAAGUAGGCUAUUCCUACGACAGGCUCGUCAACGGCACUUUGGACGUGGUUACGUCUCCAUUUGCGUACAGGCCCGCCAACUUCUCGCAGACUGGUGUGCCAGAGACAAAUUUGACCUUUUUGACUGGCACAUUUCCAUCUCAAAAUAUGUACAGCGCUCCGAACACUACCGUCGCAGCUGCGCCUUUCAUCUAUGACUUCAUGCAGGCCUGGAUGCAAGAGUUUCCCGAGUACACGUCCAAAGACAAUCGCCUUAGUAUUUGGGGCGAGUCAUAUGCAGGCCAUUAUAAUCCUAGCUAUGCCGACUACUUUGAACAGCGGAACACUCUCAUUACCGAAGGGAAACACAACGGAUCUGCUAUCGAGAUUCAUAUCGAUACUGUUGGACUCGUCAAUGCUUGCAUUGAUAUCGACACUCAGAUCGAGUUCUACCCAGAGUUUGCCUACAACAAUACGUACGGCCUACAGCUCAUCAAUGACACGCAGUACGAGUCAGCUCACGCAGCCCUACCUGAGUGCAAGAGAAUGACUGCAACCUGCAGAGCAUUGGCAGACGCGAAAGACCCCAGAGGCUUGGGCAACCAACCUGACGUGAACAAGGCUUGUCUUGGUGCUUUCCUGUACUGCUUCUCAAACCUACACGACGACUUUUAUAAGUCGGGUCGCAAUCAGUUUGAUAUCGCUGUUCCUGCACUACCAGAAUCAUUUCCUCCAAAAUGGGCUGCUGGCUACCUGAACGAUGCCGAGACGCAACAGGCUCUUGGUGUUCCGUUGAACUGGACUGGCCAGUCAAUUCCAGUCGCGGUUGGCUUUAAUGCCACAGGCGACUUCAUUCUCGGCGAUGGCCUCAACAAGCUUCGCGGCCUCCUCAACAAGGGCGUCAAAGUGUCGCUUGUCUACGGUGAUCGUGACUACCAGUGCAAUUGGCUCGGUGGCGAAGCUAUCAGCAUGGCUCUGGGCUCUACCGAUUUCAAGAAGGCUGGGUACGCGGACAUUGAGACGAAUUCAUCGCAUGUCGGAGGCGUGGUACGGCAGCAUGGAAAUCUUUCGUUUGCGCGAGUCUUCCAGGCCGGCCAUGAGACGCCAUACUACCAACCUGAGACGGCGUACCAGAUCUUCAAUCGUGUCAUGUUCAACAAUGACGUUGCAACAGGCCAGUCAUCGUCUGCAAACUAUUCUAGCUGUGGACCAAGCUCGGCAUGGACUGAGUCGUUGUUGCACUCAGAUGAGGAGCCAGCACAGUGUUAUCUAUGGGACGUCUUUGAGACGUGCACGAAAGCUGAAGAGGCAAUUUUGAGAAGCGGCAAUGCCAUCGUUGAGAACUUCAUCUUGGUGGGGGAAGUUGGUGGCAACAGCACGAGCAGGUAGAUAUUAG